Messenger RNA from Papilio polytes (common Mormon), 1709 nucleotides. It is a transcript of the gene Sce, whose product is annotated as E3 ubiquitin-protein ligase RING1. Gene Ontology annotation, molecular function: chromatin binding; ubiquitin protein ligase activity. NCBI's taxonomy places the organism in Eukaryota, Metazoa, Arthropoda, Insecta, Lepidoptera, Papilionidae. The record is from RefSeq and is a predicted model, not a curated record. Gene Ontology annotation, cellular component: PcG protein complex; ubiquitin ligase complex. The transcript has 4 exons. Bases 112 to 1242 code for a protein of 376 amino acids.
ACAUUGCGUUCAAAUGCAAAACAAUAUGGUGGAAGCAGCUAGCCUGAGCUGUCAUGUCAAUUAUCGCAAAAUGUUUAUUAUUUCAUAAAUAAAUAUUAUAAUUUCACAAAUAUGUCAUCAACAGAGCCUUCACAAAAUAAAACAUGGGAACUUUCACUCUACGAACUCCAUCGGACGCCGCAAGAAGUCAUAACAGAUGCCACGGAAAUUGCGGUUUCCCCACGGAGCUUGCACAGCGAACUGAUGUGUCCGAUUUGUUUAGAUAUGUUGAAAAAAACGAUGACUACUAAGGAAUGUCUCCACAGGUUCUGCUCAGAUUGUAUAAUUACUGCACUUCGGUCAGGCAACAAGGAAUGUCCGACGUGUCGCAAGAAACUGGUGUCAAAACGUUCCCUGCGACCUGAUCCCAACUUUGACUUGUUAAUAUCUAAAAUCUAUCCUAGCAGAGAUGAAUAUGAGGCUCAUCAGGAGCGCGUCCUGGCUAAGCUGAACAUGUCUCAUUCGCAAGCGUCUUUAGUCAAUUCUAUAACUGAGGGGAUAAAACUUCAGUCACAGAAUAGGCCACAACGAUCAAGAAAAAACCAAGAAGAAAGCAGCAAUCCGUCAAAUUCCAACGGUACUUCGGAACCGGUUCAAAACGGGAACAGUUCCUCAGUGCCCAAAGAUGGUACAUCAACUGGUAAUCCGACCCCCCCUGGUCAGUCUACCUCCAAUCCGGCGUCGGUGCGAAGUACGCCGUCUCCGGUACCUUCAAACGUAAGCUCUGUGUCAAAAAACACAAGCACAACUAAAAGGGCAAAAUCUGUUCUUACAUCGGAACGCAGUGAGGAAAGUGAAUCUAGUGAUGGCAGAACUGAAGGUGAAAAUUCAAUGGAUACGGAGGGGGAGGGGGAGCCCCUGAACCCAAAUGAAAUAGAGUUAGUGUUUAAGCCUCAUCCUACGGAAAUGACCGGAGAUAAUCAAUUAAUGAGAGCCCUGAGAGAUAGUUCUGUGAGGUAUCUCAAGACCACGGCUAAUGCUUCAGUGGACCACUUAAGUAAAUACUUAGCGAUGCGUCUCACAUUAGACCUGGAUGCAGAGUUGCCGGAGGCUUACCGGCUGCUCAACUUCUGUAUCUACGUGGCGCCCUCACCCGGACAGUUUGUGCCCCUCUCUGGUUCACAAACACUGAGGCAGAUUAAUGAUAAAUUCUGGAAGGUGAACAAGCCACUAGAAAUGUAUUAUUCUUGGAAGAAGACUUAGGGAAUGAAACUCAUUUUAGUUAUGUUAUAACUAAAAUGAUGUAGAGAAGAUAGUUUAGUGUAACUAUAUAAUUAUAACGUAUGAGAAAUGGACUCAUUUAACAGUGAUAAAUAUCUACAUAUAUCUAUAGUUCAGUUAUAUAGUCUGUUGACAGCUUCGGAAUUAUUGGUUCUUAAUAAUCAAACUUUGGUAACAUCAAAACUCUUUAAUCUUCUGUACCUUAAGUAGUAUAAAUAAAAAAUCAGAUUGCCAAAUGGUUAAUAACUCAAAAUAGACAAAAAACAACAGAGUUGGUACUAUUUUAAUUAUAAAUUAAUUAAUUAAAACAGUAAAUAGAAUAUGUGGUGGUAGGUGGUGAUGGUGUCGCUGGUGGCGAGCUGGUAACGAUGCAGAUUUAAAUAAUGCGACCGUUAUUCUUCAAACCAAUUUAUUUUACACCGAACACUAAGACCACAACACAAUAAAAA